This is a messenger RNA of Venustampulla echinocandica, 1287 nucleotides long. RefSeq names its product Kinase-like protein. The transcript has 2 exons. Gene Ontology annotation, molecular function: ethanolamine kinase activity; choline kinase activity. Gene Ontology annotation, biological process: phosphatidylcholine biosynthetic process; phosphatidylethanolamine biosynthetic process. The record is from RefSeq and is a predicted model, not a curated record. Gene Ontology annotation, cellular component: cytoplasm. Bases 1 to 1287 code for a protein of 428 amino acids. NCBI's taxonomy places the organism in Eukaryota, Fungi, Ascomycota, Leotiomycetes, Helotiales, Pleuroascaceae.
AUGGGGGGACCAUCUCAGCUAGGGGCGAGUACUGGCAAGGUUCGAUUUAUACCUCUCAGCUAUAACCAAGUCGAAUCGCAAACCACGGCUCUACGCCUCAUUCUUACCCUCCGGCCCGAAUGGGAACAUAAUGGGGGGAAAAUCGAGUUCAUACGGUUCACCGAUGGCAUCACGAACACACUGUUGAAAAUUGUGAAUAAGAAGCCUGGGCUUUCCGCAGAGGAGAUAGACAAUGAGGCAAUUCUGCUGAGGGCGUAUGGGAAGGGCACCGAUCUGAUCAUUGAUCGUGAACGGGAAACUCAAAAUCAUGAAUUGCUCAUGCAACACAAUCUUGCCCCAGAAUUACUAGCGCGAUUCCACAAUGGGAUGUUAUACCGUUUCAUUCGUGGAGCUGUGACAAGUCCGGCAGAUUUCCAAACACAGGACAUCUGGAGAGCUAUAGCGAGACGACUGGCAGAAUGGCAUGCCGUGGUACCAUGUAUAGCAUCAGCAAGGGAGGCCCUAUCCACCGAGAUUAAUGGGAGCGAGCAGCUUGGAAUAUCUGCACCAACACCCAGUAAAAAAGAUCCUGCAUUGCAGGCAGCCAUUGAUAACGCUGCUCCGGGAAAGCCGGCUCCUAAUGUCUGGACGGUCAUGCAGAAAUGGAUAUACGCACUCCCAGUCUCCACAGAAGCACAAAAAGCUCGACAAGCAAACCUCCAAAAGGAAUUAACUAAACUGGUUAGCGAGUUUAGCAAUCGGCCAGGUCUAGGAAAAGACAGUCUUGUAUUUGCCCACUGCGACUUAUUAAGUGGUAAUGUAAUCGUGCGGCCCCGUCCAGCAGGAGCAGCAGAACCGAACGCGCCAGAGACAGUCAGUUUCAUCGAUUACGAAUAUGCAACACCCUCACCUGCCGCAUUUGACAUUGCUAACCACUUUGCGGAAUGGGGUGGAUUCGAGUGCGAUUAUAGUCUACUGCCAACAAAGUCCCAGAGGCGCGAUUUCAUACGUGAAUACAUCCGAAGCUACUUCACCCACUUGAAAAGUGGCCAAGCCGAUAAUGAUGAGGAAACUGAGGUCAAUCGACUUUUCGAGGAAGUAGAUGUCUUCCGAGGGAUCCCCGGGUUCUAUUGGGGUAUCUGGGCUCUCAUCCAAGCCACCAUUUCGCAAAUCGACUUUGACUAUGCAUCAUAUGCAGAGAUCAGACUGAGCGAAUACUGGGCAUGGAGGGAAGAGUGUGAUGGAAGUCGAGCGGCUUCUGGGCGAGAUAUGCCUCUUAGAGAGCGACGAUGGGCUCAGGAAUCUUGA